AAGCGACGCGGCGGCCAAAGUAAAGAUGGCGGACUUGUCGGGGAGCGAGCUGUCAGAAGAGAAAGAGGCAGAAAUUGGGCUCAAGAAACGGCAGAAACGACCGUGGGAGGACUUGCACAAGUCGGGCAAAAUCGGUAUAACUCCGGAACUGCCAGAAACGUUGGGAGUUUACGACAUAAGCGCUGUCAGGAGGGAGCAACGGGAGCUCUCGGCAGAUCCGUCUUUGACGCGUUUCAUUUGCGCAGAGCUCACCAGAGGAUACUUCCUGGAACACAAUGAGGCAAAGUACACCGAGCGCAGAGAGAGAGUUUACACAUGCAUGCGUAUUCCCAAGGAACUGGAGAAGCUGAUGAUCUUUGGCUUCUUCCUGUGUGUGGACGCCUUCCUGUAUGUCUUUACCCUGCUGCCCCUCAGGGUGCUGCUGGCCCUGCUCCGCCUCCUCACCCUACCAUGCUGUGGCUUCAGUGGGUCGCGGCUGCUGCAGCCAGCGCAGGUGUGUGACGUGCUGAAGGGCCUGAUCCUAGUGCUGUGCUUCUGCAUGAUGCAUUACGUCGAUUACUCCAUGAUGUACCACCUGAUCAGAGGACAGUCUGUCAUCAAACUCUACAUCAUCUACAACAUGUUGGAGGUGGCGGACCGUCUCUUCUCCUCCUUUGGUCAAGACAUCCUUGAUGCUCUCUAUUGGACGGCCACAGAACCCAAGGAACGGAAAAGAGACAGUAUAGGAGUCAUACCUCACUUCUUCAUGGCCGUUUUUUAUGUCUUCCUCCAUGCCAUCCUCAUCAUGGUCCAAGCCUCCACCCUCAAUGUCGCAUUCAACUCCCACAACAAGUCCUUGCUCACCAUCAUGAUGUCCAACAACUUUGUAGAGAUCAAAGGAAGUGUGUUCAAGAAAUUUGAGAGGAACAACUUAUUCCAAAUGUCCAACAGUGAUAUCAAAGAGCGGUUCACCAGCUAUGUUCUCCUGCUCAUCGUCUGUCUCAGGAAUAUGGAGCAGUUCUCAUGGAACCCAGACCACCUGUGGGUGUUGUUCCCUGAUGUCUUUAUGGUCGUCACCUCUGAAGUUGCUGUUGACAUUAUUAAACACGCUUUCAUCACAAAGUUCAACGACAUCACUGCAGAUGUGUACAGUGAAUACAGAGCGAGUUUGGCCUUCGAUCUCGUCAGCAGUCGACAGAAAAAUGCUUGUACUGACUACAGUGACUCAGUGGCCCGGAGGAUGGGUUUCAUCCCUCUGCCUUUGGCUGUUCUGCUUAUCCGAGUGGUGAUGAGUUCAGUGAAGGUGCAGGGAGCACUGUCAUACACUUGUGUGUUCCUCUUUUAUCUCGGGCUGGUUACACUUAAAGUGUUGAACAGUAUUGUGCUCCUGGGGAAGUCGUGUGUUUACGUCAAGAGAGCCAACAUGGAGGACAAACUGUUCGAGAGGCCCACGACCACUCCAUCCUCCUCUGCAAAGACCCCCAGCAAAGCUGAACAGGCCAGAUGUCCAACGCCUUCAGGUGAAUCCAAAGUGGAGAUCCCUGCCACACCCUGCAGCCCAUCAUCAUCCGCCUCCUCCUCCUCCUCCUCUGUGACAGCCCAGCCUGCUCCCAGGACUGACUUGUUUCCUCCCCCGCCCACAGAUGCCUCUACUGCUGCACCAUUAAGCCGUCCUCCAAGUCCACCACCUGAACCUGAACAACCUGCAGCCUCGGUCUCCAAAAAUGAGGAGGGGGAGGCAGAGGCAGCCUCUGAACUGAAGCACAGGACUCCCAAAAAAGACCUGCUGGAGAUCGACCGUUUCACAAUCUGUGGUAACCGCAUCGACUGACCAGCAGCAGCCGCGGAUGUAGCGAUUAACCCCUCAGGAAAGACGGAGAGCGCAAAGGCCUCUCAGCCCCGCUCUCCUGGCCAACAGCAGCAGAAAGCUGAGUAUUUAUUAAAGUCAGUGGCAAUACAGUAAGUUAUUGUGAACAUGAACACAGUGUGAGACGAUCCUGCUGUUGUUGAAGCCUGCAGUCGAGAAGUUUGACAAAGAAAACUUCAGCAGGAGAGAGACAGUGUGAGUUUGGCGGCCCAGUUGUCAGGAUGAACUGGCAUGUGUCAGUGGGUGUGGAGGUGUUAGAUUGGUUCAGUAUAUAGAGUGAGAGUGUGUGAUCCAGCGUACGUGUGAGCACACAAGCACUUCCCAUAUGAGCGCGAGGAGAGAAGUUUCUCAGUUCGCUCAGCAGCCAGAAAACAGUAAAACUUCCAAACUCUUACAUAAAAGCCAACACCUGAGUCGUUUUAAUGGCAAAGUGUUUCCUUUAUCCUACAUAAAACUUGAUCAAGCAAGUUUUUGGGUUCUUUAUCUUAAAUAUUGGUUGUCCAUCUAACAUCAACCCAAACCCAAUUUACAAGACGAACUUUUGGUUUCUUUUUGGAGCAACACUCUUCUAAUCAGACUUGAUGAGAUUAUUAAACAAUUCAACCAAGAAAUUUAGAAAUUUUGAUCUGGAAGUAGUUAUAAUGCGGAAAGGCUUCUAAGAGGUUCCCUCAACAAGGGACUUCAGGUCUGUGGUUCCCCACGUCCCCCACAAGGGGUCAGGAAUUUGACAAGUCACGAUGUGAUCAACAAGACGUGAAAGCAGGAAAAACAUAUUUGUGCUACACAGAAUCAUGUUUAUUUACACUUUCCUGUAUUGUUUACCAGUUUUCUUGUGACUCACUGGAUAAUUUUACCUUUUUGUUCAUUAAAAAUUAUUUAACUGAGCCAGAAAAACCGGUAAAAAAAAAACAAAACAAAAAAACUCACUUUUAAGGCUGAAUUGUUCACAAUCGGUGCGUAAACAUCUGCUGAUGGGGGGUGAAAACAGACACAAGUUUGUGUUAAAGGGUCACAAACCAAAAAGGUUGGGAAACCCUGAAAUAAGCAGUCACACACUAUAAGAAUUAGAGCCUAUGCAUUGCUGGUUGUUCAAUUAACAGCUCAGUUCAGAUGAAGAUUGAAGUGUAUACCUCAGUGGGACUAGUGUGCAUUUUAAAAUGAAGCAUCUUUUUACUUUCCAACAUCAUCUGAUGGUGUUACAAACAUGACUAAAAACUGACUUUUAAAGUGGAGCUUUUCAUUUACACAGCCAGCAAAUAAAAAGUCAUUUGCUGCCCACAGGGCGCCUUCAGCAACUAAGAGACCUUUCAUCAAAGGACCAGUCAGCGUACAACACUUACAGAAGCUGCCAGUCAAAUGUUGGUAAAUUCUGACUGCUGACACCAAAUCUGCUGCUUCUACCAGCCGCUUACAGAAAGAUUUCUUUCACACUUUAAAAGUAAGAAAAAAAGAAGCAAAUUGGGCCGUAAACUACUGAAAAACACUGAUAGAUGCGGAAGAUAAUCUUAUUUUCCUUCUUGCUUAGGUAUGUAUAUGCAGCUAGGUCCUUAAGCAUUUGGACAGUUAUACAAUUUUCGUAAUUUUGCCAUGGACACCACCACAAUGGAUCUGAAACGAAGUCAUCAAGACUUGAUUGAAGUGUAGACUUUCCGUUUUA
This is a messenger RNA of Xiphias gladius (swordfish), 3503 nucleotides long. RefSeq names its product transmembrane anterior posterior transformation 1a (gene tapt1a). The transcript has 14 exons. The record is from RefSeq and is a predicted model, not a curated record. Gene Ontology annotation, cellular component: endoplasmic reticulum membrane; ciliary basal body. Bases 26 to 1810 code for a protein of 594 amino acids. NCBI's taxonomy places the organism in Eukaryota, Metazoa, Chordata, Actinopteri, Istiophoriformes, Xiphiidae. Gene Ontology annotation, biological process: positive regulation of cilium assembly; maintenance of protein localization in endoplasmic reticulum.